CAAACAACCACAGAACCACAAGUGCGGUGCAAACUUUCUCCAGGAGGACAGCAAGAAGUCUCUGGUUUUUAAAUGGUUAAUCUCCGCAGGUCACUACCAGCCACCGAGACCAACAGAGUCAGUGAGUGCUCUCUAACCACAGUCUAUGCAGUAAUAGUAGGUCCUUCAAAUAUUUGCUCAUUCUCUUUUUUGUUUUGUUUCUUUGCUUUUCACAUGUUACCAGCUACAUAAUUUCUUGACAGAAAAAAACAAAUAUAAAAUCUAUGCACUCCAGGCAUACUGUAAAACUAAAACAAGAUUUGGCUAUGGUUUGUAUUUUCAGUUUAAGGCUACAAGGAGUAUUUACACCAGAAGGUACAAAUCCUAUCUGAAAAAAAAAGAGGGACUAUGGCAUCAAACAGCCUCUUCAGCACUGUAACACCAUGUCAGCAAAACUUCUUUUGGGAUCCGAGCACCAGUCGGCGGUUCAGCCCCCCCUCCAGCAGCCUGCAACCCGGCAAGAUGAGCGACGUGAGCCCGGUAGUGGCUGCCCAGCAGCAGCAGCAGCAGCAACAGCAGCAACAACAGCAGCAGCAGCAGGAGGCGGCGGCGGCGGCGGCGGCGGCGGCGGCUGCCGCUGCGGCAGCGGCCGCGGCCGCGGUGCCCAGGCUGCGCCCGCCGCACGACAACCGCACCAUGGUGGAAAUCAUCGCUGACCACCCUGCCGAGCUCGUCCGCACAGACAGCCCCAACUUCCUGUGCUCCGUACUGCCCUCUCACUGGCGCUGUAACAAGACCCUACCCGUGGCGUUCAAGGUGGUGGCCCUUGGAGAAGUACCAGAUGGGACUGUGGUCACCGUCAUGGCUGGUAAUGAUGAAAAUUAUUCUGCUGAGCUCCGAAAUGCAUCUGCUGUCAUGAAAAACCAAGUAGCAAGAUUCAAUGACCUGAGAUUUGUGGGUCGGAGUGGAAGAGGAAAGAGUUUCACCUUGACGAUAACUGUCUUCACAAAUCCCCCCCAAGUUGCCACCUACCACAGAGCUAUUAAAGUUACAGUAGAUGGGCCUCGGGAACCAAGAAGGCACAGACAGAAGCUUGAUGACUCUAAACCUAGUUUGUUCUCUGAACGCCUCAGUGAUUUAGGGCGCAUUCCUCAUCCCAGUAUGAGAGUAGGUGUCCCGACUCAGAACCCACGGCCCUCCCUGAACUCUACACCAAGUCCUUUUAAUCCACAAGGACAGAGUCAGAUUACAGACCCUAGGCAGGCACAGUCAUCCCCUCCAUGGUCAUACGACCAGUCAUACCCAUCCUACCUGAGCCAGAUGACAUCACCAUCCAUUCAUUCCACCACCCCUCUGUCCUCCACCCGGGGUACGGGGCUUCCUGCCAUCACCGAUGUGCCCAGACGAAUUUCAGGUAAAGACCAUAUUUCAACUAAGACCCAGGAACACAUAGUGGAGAUGGGAACAAGGUGGGCUGAGAUGACCUUGUAUAAACAAACUUAAGAGUAAUUAUUGGUUUUGAAGGGGAGUGGGGAAAGGUGUGGCAACAUGGAAGUUAGUCUCCAAACUGUGAGUGUCAGGUACCCUGAAAGUUUCAAAAGUCAGCAAGAAAUGAAAACUCCUCAAACAUUAGUGUUAUUUUCUUAAAGAAGGUAUUUCCUUAGCACCUAUUUUAUUAUCUUGCUGAAUAGCACUGACUAUAGGAAACCCCGUCUAAUAAGCAGGGUUUCCCCUCCCCUUGGAAGCCUCUCUUUUCCCAAGUCUCCUCCUGCUUAUGUUACUUUCUUUGCUUUCCCCCCACCUAAAUUCAGCUACAUACAAGAUUAUGGAUUGAUGACAUAGUCCUCUAUUUAUUUCUUCUUUAGGUCCUAAACUCUUCCUCUUUUAAAAUCCAGGACUUCAAGGAAGCCAGUUCCCUGAGAACUCAUGUAUGCUUAAGAUUCUUAUCAGAAACUGGUCUAGUCACUUCAGAGUGCACAGAGUUACCCUGCAGACACUGAAAAAAAGUUAUGUGGCCUCAGACUGAUCAAAGUAGGGAGGCAGCUUUUUCUUAGGAGUCCAUACAAAACAUAUCAUGCUGGCACUUCUGCCUUUCACAUCAUAUGUACAAGUGCUCACACUUCCAUUGUCUGAAAGGCCCUGCAAAGAUUCUUGGGACACAGUAAAGAUGCCUAGUUUAAUCAGCCUGGUGGUCCUCUUUAUCUCAGAUAAUCCAUUUUUUCAGUCACCAGGAAGGGUCCCAUGAAGACUGCUGACAGGCAGUGAGAGAAAGGUUGAAGAGCCUCUGGCUAAACAACAGCAUAUAUCAGAUGAAUCCAGCAAGUCUCAAUUUUCUAAAACAACAACAAACAACAAAACAAAGGCCAGAAAGAAUUGGAUUCUGUGUCUGACUUCCUGUGUUUGCCAGACACUGUUCCCCAUCCAAGUAUUUGGGCCCCAUACACCUGUUUGACUCCUGGCCAGGUUAAUUUCUUUCUUUCUCUUUGUGUCCCCUGUCUCUGUUUCUUUCUCUGUCUGUCUGUCUCUCUCUCAUUUUCUGCAAAGCUCGCAGCCGUUAUUCACUCCGCUGAGUUGCAUCACUGACAAGUUGAACCUCCGCCAGCAGGCUUGCAGGUUUUGAUUAGUUCAGACUCCUUUAUUUCUUUCAACUUGGGAGGAGGGAAAGCUUUGUUUCUCAAGCAAAUAGCAGGAAAAGUUCUCUCUGGUCCUAGUGCACACCAUAUUUUCUGCGGCAGAUGGAUUCUCAUGGGGGUGAGUAGGGAGGGAAGUGGGGUUUGGGUGGAGGGGACAGAGUUCUUUCGAAAACAAUAUGUUACUGUUUUUCAUUGUUACAAUUGCUACUAUGACAUUUCUGAGGAGUUAUACAAAAUUUAGUUAGUCGUUUUCUCCAUUUAUUGAGACGUUCAUCUCAUUUAGAAAAAAACAGUUAGAAGACAUAGAGGAAAGAUGAGGGCUUAGGUAGGCUUGAAGGCUGAGUGUGUGACAACAUUGAGCCUGUACUGACUUUUUCCUUCCUCUUCCUUCUGAAAGAUUAGUUUGUUUCGAGCAAUGCCAUAUUGGACUGAUUUGGAUAGCAUAGAUUUGUGCAGACUUGCUUCUGUUUGGGUCCUCUGAAACAUUGGUCUGCCCAGUCCUUUGUGACUAAAACAGUUAGGGUUGGCCAUGUGGCUCCCAGAAGGACCUGGAAGGAGAACCUCUAUCUGGGAAUAGAGUAGCUGGAAAGUUAACUACCUGUGGGAUUUACUUAUAAAGAGUAUUGCAUACAUGAAUAAGUACAAGAAACUAGUAGGAAAAGAAAAACCCAGCUACCUAAGGCCAACAAUGAAAAGAAUCCAUGGCUAUGGAAUAUUUAAGACUACUUGGCAUUUAUAUUAGAUUGUUUUCAAAUUCCUUAAAAGGAAUUAUUGCUUAAAGCAUCAAGAACUAGUUCCACAUCCACAUUUCCAUUCUACAGGGAAGGAAGGUGGUGCCAGAGAUCAACUCAUUAGCCAGCCUCAUAUUGACCCAGGGAAAGAGAGAAGAACAGAUCUCUGCUUUAAACUAGUUUUGAACUGAAUUUAGUCCAGUUUCUUUCCACCUUCUCUAACAUUUCCUUGACUCCUUAAAAGGGAAAUACUUUAAUGCCCAGGUGAGAGGUGCUGUAUAAACAUUUAAUAAAAUAGAACAGAAAAUCCCUCUUGUCAGCAUAUGGUGUAAAAGGAAGAAACAACUGGACUUAAGCUGUCAGGAAGCUGGAGGAACCCUGAUACAUCCAGCCUUGUUUCUAGGUGGGGAGCUAUGCCAGGAGAUCAGAGCACUUGCUGAGAGUUCCAUUGGGCAGGAUUUCUUCAUGUAGUUGCCAUUUUGAAUCCUCUCAGAAGUGGUCUUUUGCAUUCUUGGUACUCUUUAUAACCAUCUGGAGAACACCGUGCUCAUUAAAACCAUUUCUUGCGGGAACUCAUGUGUAAGUGGCAUGUUAUAUAUUUCCUUCAGGUUAUACUGAAGGAAAUGUAAUGUAAUUUAGUGCUAUCCUUAGGGAGCCCAUAUCAUGGGACUAUUAUAAGUGAGACUACUGUAUAAUGAGAUAGCAACAACUAAGUCCCUUUGGAUAGAGUAGAUAGAUAGAAGGAUGGAUGGAUAUAAAUGUGCCGCAUUUUUGAUUCAAUAGUUAUUCAACCCCUUAAAGUGCUCAAAGCAUAUGUAUACAGAAGCAGUGGAUUAAGUAACACUAAUAAACAAAAAACUAAACUUUUAAGUGGAUAAAUUAGAGGAAGACUAUUAGUAUUUUUUAAGAGGAAUUAAUCAUAAAGUUCCUUUAAGUACAGCCCCUAAGUGCAUCCACAUAUUUGCUUAUUGGUUAAGCUUCUAAUAGGAGUCAUUCAUUUCAUCACAUCAUGCCCUAAAAACAUUCACAGAAUAGUCAUAUUGAAACCACGUCCUGAGAUCCUGCUUCUAGGUCAUCCCUUAUUGAUUUUGGUUAAGACCAGGGAGUGUCAAAAUAAGGGAGAGAGAACCACAUACAACCCCAAUUCAUCCAUUGUCUUCAUGAUUAUCAUAAUAUUAUUAUGUACAUAAUAUUUUUAAAGUUCAAAGCAUUUGUGACACUUGACACCAAGAUUUACAAUUAUUUCUCUGGGGUCAUUACUGGCUAUUUUAUAAAUAAAUAAUUACUAACUUCAAAAUAUUUUUGUUACUAUCUUACUUUGAAAAGAAGCAUUGUGUUUUAUUUAAUUUGAUUCUUCAGGCUAUAUAUCAGAGCUUGAGCUCUUACAAACUACCCACAAGGAAACCUUGGGUGUAUUUCUUUAUUCAGAGCAGGGGGAACCUAUGAGUUCUACCUUUCUUCUCCCCAGGGGAGUGAACACCUCUCUCAAUGUCUGUUUACUUCACAUCCAUGUACAUAGGCUACAGAGGGUCUGUGUGAGGUCUCUAGAGUUAGAAUUGAAUGAUGAAUGAUGGUCUUUAAGAACUUCAUAAUAAAGAACACUUGAUUUUUUUCAUCAGAAGACCUCUGGAAAAGUCACUUUCCUUCUCCAGGUCCUAGUUUCCUCCUCUGUAAAAUAAAGAGCUUGGACUCUGUGGUCUAAGAUCUUUUCAGUCUUUAAGGUUCUUUCUUAUGAUCCUAUGCCCAACUCUGACAUUUUAUUGCAGAUCUCCCUGGGAUAUGUAGGGAUAAGUCAGAGUUGAAAGUCAAUGGGUGGGGUAGUUAGGAGGCACAGAGGAUAGAACACCAGGUCUGAAGUCAGGAGAACCUGGAUUCAAAUCUGAUUUAAGAUACUUCUUAGCUGUGUUUACCUAGGCAAGUCACUUAACCCCAAGUGUCUAACUCUUUCUUUUCUGUCUUAGAGUUGUGACUAAGACAAUAAGAGUUAAGAAGAAAGGAAGGAAAUAAGGGAAGAAGGAAGGAAGGAAGGGAGGGAGGAAGGAUGGAAGGAAAGGAAAAAGAAAGGAAGGAAGGAGGGGAGUGGGCUUGAAAAUUCAGGAGGGAAUACUUCAGACUGGGUAGAGGAGUUCUUUCUCUUAUUUGCAGGUAGAGAACACUCAUUCCACAAUGUAUAGACAAAAAGGAAAAUCCCUCAGAAGGGGAUCUUAUUUUUCUAUUUGAAACCAUUGCUCAUGCUCUCUGUCCUUUCCAAGGUCUUUUUCCAGACCUCUAGAUAUUAAAGCAGAAAAAGCUAAAAAUCUAAAUAUUUAUCAAACUCCUAUUAUAGCAAUUUGGGAUCUGCUAAGGUUAUAAAAUUCAAAACAAAACCAUUUCUACCUCCAAGGUACUGAGCUUACAGUCUAUUGGGAGGAAAUAACCUAUUCAAAGAUAGAUUUAGGACAAGGAAAAUCCAGUUAGUCAGUCAAUUAACAUUUGUAACAUCAUUGCUUUGUUCCAUAUACUGUGCUAGCCACCAGGGAUACUAAGAUAGACAUGAAACAUCCCCAUACCCUUAAGGUUCUUACAUUCUAUUGGGGAAAGUAGUUUGUAUACAGGAGGAAAUAUACGACAAGGCACUCAUAGAGGAGAGUAGUAGGGAUCAGGGAAGGAUUUAUCAAGGGGAUCACUCCUGAUUUGAACCUUGAAAGAGAACAAAGAUUUUGAGAGGUGCAGAUGAGAAGUAGAAUUUUGAAUUUGAGAAAUAGUUGAUAGUCCAGUUUGGUUGAAACAGAAUUUAUCACUCACUCAAGAUGAAUUAAUUAAGGAUCCACUAAUAGUCAUACUAGAAGCUGGAGGGAGUAUAUAAAAUUUAAAAAAUUAAACUAUCUGUAUUCUCAAAGAGCAUACUUUCAGAGAGAAAGACAUGUACAUACACAUAUAUAUAGAAUAUACACAUACAUGCAAACAUGUAUUUAUAUAUAUAUAUAUAUAUAUAUAUAUAUAUAUAUAUAUAUAUAAACAUAAACUACAGAGAAAUUAGGAAGGAUGAGGACAGAGUAAAGAAAGAGACCAUAGGAUUAGUCAGUGAAGAAAGAGAUCACUGGUAACCUUUGAAGAAACCAUUUUAGUGACGUUAAGUGGUGGUGAUGGAGCCCAAAUUUCAAGACAUCUAGAACUGAGUGAAUUAGGGUAGGAUUAUUUGCAAGCAUUCAUGAUCCCCAUUUUGCUACAGAAUAAACUGAGACGCAUAGUCAACCACACAGGACCUUUGGAGACAUCUGUUGUGCUAAGCUGUAGUAUCUUGAAAGGUCAACUUAAUCAACAAAAUGAAUCAAAUUAUGACAAACAAAAUGUUUUCAGCACGAUCGCAGAAUCUAGAAACUGCUGGUGGAAAAUCCCCAUCUGGUUAUCUGAGGGUCAGGGAGGUAGCUUUUGUUUGUUUGUUUUCCUGGGUUUGGGGGCAAGUUUACUAACCUAACAUUAUUGGCAAUUUAAAAUUAGCCCCAUAAGCAACUUAACCAAGGAUCUUAUGUCAGUUCCUAGGGUCACAGAUUUAAAGCUGGCCACAAUCUUAGAGGGAGGGAUCAUGGAACAGUGUAAAUAGUGUAAAAGGCUUCAGACCCUCUUUUGAAACUUACUAACCAGUCUUGAGACCUAGGGCAGUUCACCUCAAUGGCCCUCAGUUUCCCUAUCUCUAAAACAAAGGAUUUGGAAGAGAUGGUCUUUGAAGUCUUUUCCAACUCUGAGGCUAUGAUCCCAUGAUUCUAAUAUCCUCUAGUCCAAGAUUCUAAUAUCCUCUAGUCCAAGGAGUUCUUUAGUUUCUUUAGGUCAUGGAACCCUUUGGCCGUCUAGUAAAGCAGAGGGACUCCUCUGAAUUAUGCUAUUAAAUGUACAAGCUAAGAUUCAUGGGAUUACACAGGAAACCAGUCCUAUUCAAAUAGUUACAAAAAUAUUUUUUUGAAACAUGUUCAUGGACACCAGGUUAAUCCAACUCCCUUGUUCUACAAAUGAGAAUGAUGCCUUGCCAAGGCCACAUAGGUCAUAAAUGGCAAAGCUGAGAUUUGUACCCAGGCCUUCUCACUGCAAUUUCUGCAUUCGUGACCCUCAUUCUGUUCACACAGUGUGGUCAGUAUUAGUUUGGAGGAAGAGCAACUUUUGUUUCCUAACGAGGAACACCUCCAGAAAAAUCUGGAAGGAGAGCUACAAAACUGUAACUGACAGCAUGAGAAAGCCAAAGUGAAAACUCCAAGAAUAAACCAUGAAAACGUGGGGGUUUUGUUUUUGUUUUUUGUUUUACUUCAGAGCCAGCCCUUAUUUUUAGCAGCCACCUGCUUGUAGACACACCUUUGCCAUGGAAGCCACAGGGCAAGUAAUUAAGCUUAAUAAGAGCCACUCUUAUUUUGAAGGAGCCCUCAUUUAAAGCCACAGGGGGGGAAGUUGUUAAACUUAAUGGACCCUAGACAAAAGCAUUCAAGAUGUUAACUACUUGAGUGUUCUGGACAUUUUUCUCUUUUAUAUUGACUGCUUCAGUAUCUCUGCAUUUUUAAAAGUUCCCUUCAUUUUACAUGCAAAAAAAAAAAAAAGUUCAGGCUGAUCUGCUGGCUCAGACAGCAGACUUGUUUGCAACUGCAUGCUUUGCAUUGGGUGGUACUGGGAAGAAAAAGCAGAGGGGUCCUCCACCUUUCCAGAAUGAGUUGGGAGCAGAUAGGCAGAGUGGUGGUUCAGGGAUGUUCCAUUAACUCAGGUUGAAUUGUCGUGGUUGGGUGAUGAAUGAGUGUUUGCGUGGAGUUUCUGGGGCUCAGAAUGAAACCAGUGUGUGCUAUAUGAUUUUGGUUUCAUACAUGUUUCUCUUCAGUGGUUUGUAUGAGGUUUCAUUUCUGUCAUAUGUAAAACCACUCAUGCAUCGGAGAAAGAUUUAGUCAUGAAAAGAGUCCAAUCUACUAGGGGUGGGGUAAGGGAGACAUAUUUGUGUGAGUUUCGUGGAAAGUCAUCCCAGAGAAAAUCUGAAGAUUUAAAGUUUCAAUUCAGGCAGAUUUUUCAGAGUUACUGUAAAAUGAAAGCUCCUACGUAUUUCUCACAAUGGUUUUCAUGGGAGAAAAGGGGAGUUAGAGAAUGGGGGCAGGGGGGGUAAAUGUAAUUUAACUUGACUUAAAUUCGAGACUCAACUUCAAAGAUUCCCUGAAACUGACUUACUCUUAGAUUAGUCAUAUAGCCUUAUUGUAUGGCAGCCAGCUUAGAUGUAAAAUGGGUUAAUAAAAGUUGUCCUUUCAAUGUAUCUCAGAAAUUGUAUAAGGAGGGAGAUGAAACUUAGCCAAUUCCCAGAAUCAUACUCUUGAUCAUAAAGGCAAAUAAGAUAGUGUAUGUUAAAGUACUUAGUAAGCUGCAAGGUACUAUGUUAAUGUCUGAAAUAAUUACAGGGAUUUGUUAAGUAUGAAAAAAGUCAAAUCAUGCUCCUAGCUUACAAGAAAUAGAGAAAGUGGCUUGUAAUAAACCUACUGUGGUAGUUUUAAAAGUAAUCCAGUAUGUCUUCUUUCUACCUUGGAAUCCCUAAUUCCCUUUUUCUUCUAUCAUAGACUUUGUCAGUGACAUUCCAUGUUAGAAAACGUCUUAGGAAUUCCUUGCUAGGAAUGCUUCUUCUGUAAUAGAAAUUUUCAGCAGAUGGCCCAGAUGGCUGUCUCUUCCAUCCUUAGUCAGUGAAAAGCAUUUUUUCAUUUAAUUAGUGGUUCUUUGGAGCUGCAAAAAGACAUUCAUUUCUAUCUCAUCAACUACAAAAGUCAGAUUUAGGUUAAAUUAUUUUAAUUAAACAUUCUCACUUUGUGUAGCUGAACGAAAAAAAAAAAAGCACCACCUCCAAUUUCCAUCCAGCCUAACAAAUAUUUAAACGACUGAUAUUAAAAGAUUAUAGAAUCAUAGCCUUAGAGCUGGAAGGGACCUUAAUAGCUAUCUAGUCCACCUUCUUAAUUUUCUAUUUAAGGAAACUAAGACCCAGAGAGAUUGUCACUUGCAGGGUCAUACGGCAAGUGAGUGACAGAGCAGAAUUUUAAACCAGUCUGGAUUGACUCCAAACUUGGUACACUGUACCAUGUGUCCUUAAAGUACCGUGUUAGAUUUUAGGGAUACAAUGAUUAAACAAAACAAAACCAAAAACUCGGUCACUGCCUCAAGGUCCUUGCAUUCUACUGGUACAAGCUCAUAUUGGUCUGAUCAGCCACAAUCAGACACACUGUACUUUGACCCUUACAUAGUGUUUCAUUUUGAUCCUUUUUGGAUAUGAAGGACAAUGACCAAGGUGUAAUUUAAAACACACACACACACACACACACACACACACACACACACACACACACACACACACACACCUCUAGAGAAUUCCUAGUGAGGAGAAUAUAGAUUAGAAACCACCAUCUGGAGCAAGUAAGAAGAGGAGAAGAUGGGGAAAGACAAGACAAAAGGUUAUAGAAAAAUCAUGAGAUCAUUGCACCACUAUCACACAUCUAGAGAGAGCACAGGGAGGUGAGUCAGCUAGUAGUUUGGCAAUGGAUAAUGGGAAAGAGGUACUUGAGCAGGCUAGAGUAAGGAGGGAAGUUAACCAACUGAAUGUUUUGAUCAUUUCAAAUUAUAUGUUAGGCAAAUUUUAAAUGAUAUAUUUCAAAAUGGCAAGGUUUUCACUUUUGAUCCCUUUCUGGUGACCUAAGCACCUUUUAAACCCUGAAAUGAAUACUUAAAUCUGAUCCAAGUUCUCUUGAGAGAAACAUUGAUUCUAGAGAAUGAAAUUCUAGAGAGAUUAGGCUUCGUAGUAUUGUUCCAAAUUAAAUUGUUAAUUUAAACUCUUUGAUUUAUCUUAAAGUUCCAGAAAAAGAAAGUUGAAGGGAGGAGACAG
This is a messenger RNA of Monodelphis domestica (gray short-tailed opossum), 10202 nucleotides long. Lineage: Eukaryota; Metazoa; Chordata; Mammalia; Didelphimorphia; Didelphidae. The record is from RefSeq and is a predicted model, not a curated record.